This is a messenger RNA of Histoplasma capsulatum G186AR, 2055 nucleotides long. RefSeq lists its product as uncharacterized. The record is from RefSeq and is a predicted model, not a curated record. NCBI's taxonomy places the organism in Eukaryota, Fungi, Ascomycota, Eurotiomycetes, Onygenales, Ajellomycetaceae. The transcript has 4 exons. Gene Ontology annotation, molecular function: ATP binding; ATP hydrolysis activity. The coding region runs from base 1 to 2055 and encodes 684 amino acids.
AUGACGGAUGCUCGACACAAUGCUAUUUCAAUGAUGCCCUCUCCGGACGGGUCUUGUGAUGACCCAAAGUCCUCGGGACCUCAUGAAAAGGAGCCAGAGCAAGGGUUGUCCGCGGUUGUUAAGACACUAUACGAGGGAAGAAAUAGCACCAUGACCUACUUUGACUGGCAGGACUAUCCACCACGACAGCAGCUCAGCAAAAAGGCCGCGAAGGAAAACGACCGUGUGGCCAUUGUCGUUUACAAAGUCAAAGACCAUUCCAAACCGGUGAUGUCUGGCCGUUUUAGUCUAAAGUACCACUCUCUUGAUAUCCAAAGCCCGAUUCUAGUCUCAGCGCUCAAGGAUACCCUGAAGGAGGACGAAGUGUAUCUCGAAGGGACGGAAACUGCGAAGUUCGAGGAACCUUUCAGCGCCCUAUAUUUUCGAUCGGAUGAGGUUAUUGAGCUCUACAGGAAGGCAGAACAAGGCAGUGCCCUCAAAGCUCACCUGGAACUCCUGGCGAAGCUCAUGGGAGACAUUUUCUCUCAGACAAAAUUCCGUGUUAAACGCUUGCAGGACAGCGGCCUUGUGUCAUGGCGUCUCGCAUGGACCUACUUUCCCAGGGGCUCCUACGUGUACAGUUGGGAAAACAAUCGAGAAGUUCUGACAAAGGUUUUGGACGCCACAUACGAAACAGAAGCGCUUAGGCAACACCUUUCCAUCAGGUGCAAGAUCAUUAUUUUCGAUGGCGAGAACUUUAUCUGGAAGGAAAUGGCGUUGAAAAUUCCAAUGUUCGCCGGAAAUUUGCCCAUCACACAGCUUCCUCAUUACCCGUUGCGGUUCCACGAAAAUCCAGCUGCCGUCAUUGCGAGGUUGAAGGCUAGGGCUACGAAUGUUCUUGAACUACAGGGGCUUCAAUAUAAGACCUACACGGAUAUUGCAAUUGAUUCUGAGGGGAAAAGGCACAAUGUUGAUGGCAGAAUCCUUAUCGACGCGAGAGGAUAUUACAAAUAUCAAUUGAAACAACCAAUGAAGGAAAUGAAAGACCCCGAAUAUCAUAAGAAAUUAGUACUCAAACGAGUUCUGAAGCCCGUGGAGGAUGCGGAUCCCAAUGAUCCCGCCUCCAGCCGAAGCACGCUCCUCGAGAAUGGCUCGCCGUCUACAAAAAUUUAUCUUUCGGAGGAGGAACAACGCAAGAACAAGGAGGAAAUGCUCGAAAUUGGCGAUGACAUGGCUCUCCUACAACAUAUAGUUCACGGAUAUGCGCUGAGAAACAAAGAGUGGUUGAAUUUCUACGUUGACGAACUCAAGCCUGUGGAAUGGAACGAUGAAGCUUACGAACAUCUAGUGUACGACAAGCAACAGAAAGAUCUAGUUCUAUCCUUUGUUGAGAAUCACCAUGGGACACAACGCCGGGAUGAUGACGUCAUCGCAGGGAAAGUGGCCGACAGAUGCCGCCGGCCACUCUUCUACCUCCAAGCGGAGGAUCUGGGAAUCCUAGCCAGCGAACUUGGCCCGAAGAUUAAGAGAGUCUUUGAAAUGGCAAUCGAAUGGGACGCGGUAAUCCUGCUCGACGAAGCCGAUGUCUUCAUGUCCGAGCGCCAUCCCAACGACAUCGCGCGCAACGAACUUGUCUCGAUCUUCCUGCGUGAACUAGAAUACUACCGAGGCAUCAUCUUCCUGACAACCAAUCUAUACGAGACCAUCGACACUGCCUUCCGAUCGCGCCUCAAUCUGCACCUUCUAUUCAGCCCCCUCACUCCAGAGACGCGCGAGACCGUAUGGCGGAAGUUCCUGGAAAGAAUGCCGCCCAUGGCGCCGCGCCCUGGCGAGGAGGCAGAUGGGGAGCAAGAAGUAAGGAGUGUGAUGAAAGAAAUCACGGAUGAGGAUCUGAAGGAGCUAGCUAUGUGGCAGCUGAAUGGCAGAGAGAUUAAGAAUGCGGCGAAGAUGGCCAAGUCCUGGUGCGACUAUAAGGGGUAUGAUAUGACGUUGUCGCGGAUUGAGAGCGGGAUUAAGGUCACGGCCCCCAAUAGCCUGAAGCGGGAUCAUACAACGCCGAAAGAACUGUAUGACUAG